AUGUUUAUUGGCGGCCUCAACUGGGAGACUACUGAUCAGUCCCUUCGAGACUAUUUCUCGCAGUUUGGCGAGGUCGUUGAGUGCACAGUCAUGCGCGACAGCAGCACUGGCCGGUCAAGAGGUUUCGGUUUCCUCACUUUUAGAGACCCCAAGACCGUGAACAUUGUCAUGGUCAAGGAGCAUUUCUUGGAUGGCAAAAUUGUAUAUUCACUCCAAAUUGAUCUUGGCCUUGAAGUCAUGCUUACAAAAAACCAGAUCGACCCGAAGCGUGCUAUUCCCCGCGACGAGCAAGAGAAGACUAGCAAGAUUUUCGUUGGCGGUGUAAGCCAGGAGACCACCGAUCAAGAGUUCAAGGACUACUUCCAGCAAUUCGGUCGCGUGGUUGAUGCCACGUUGAUGAUGGAUAAGGACACGGGUCGACCCCGUGGGUUUGGAUUCGUUACUUUUGAAAGCGAAGCUGGCGUGGAGGCCUGUUUGAGCACAAGUCUCGAGAUUCAUGGCAAGCCGAUUGAGGUCAAGAAGGCCCAGCCGCGAGGCAAUCUCCGGGAGGAGGAAGAGGCUGCCCGCCGCGGCGGAGGCAAGUUCCGCAAGGGAGACGACGCCGCUAGUCAGGGCGGCAUGGGAGGCGGCCAGAUGGGCGCUGCCGGUGGCAUGACGCCGCAAGUCAUGGCUCAAUAUUUCCAAAGGAUGCAGCAGUAUUUUGCCAUGAUGCAGCAGCAGAUGGCCAUGAGCCGCGGCAUGGGACCGAUGAACCCGGCCAUGAUGCAGCAAAUGAUGCAGAUGCAGCAAAUGCAGCAAAUGCAAAACCAGAUGAUGGGUCGCGGUGGCGGCGGCAAUGGACAGAACAUGAUGGGCCAGAUGACGCCACAGAUGAUGCAGCAGAUGCAGCAAAUGCAACAGCAGAUGCAGCAACAGAUGGGACAGCAGAUGGGACAGCAGGGUGGACCUCCUGCAGGACCCAGUGGCAGCUUCAGCCCCCAACAGCAGAUGUUCGACCCGUCUCAAGGAGGUCAAGCGCAGCAGCAAGGACCGCGACGGGGCGGCAGCACUGGCAGCGGUGGUGGGCGUGAUCAGUACAACAACAACAACAACCAGCAGGCAGCCUACAACAUGGGCGGUGGAGGCGCUCCGACAUCUUGGGAGGGUAUGUACGACGACGUGCCCCAGCCCAACAUGAACCCUGGGGGCGGUCGUGGAGGUGGCUUCAACCGUGGAAAUCGGGGCGCACACCAGGGAUCGCCAGACCCUGCGCAUGCCCCGCCUGCCAACGCGCCUACGGGCCCCAAGAACGCGGGCAAGCCAGGCGCCAACUACCGCGGAGGCGGACGCAGCAGCAACCGCGGUUUCCAUCCUUACUCGCGUUAG
This is a messenger RNA of Colletotrichum chrysophilum, 1365 nucleotides long. RefSeq lists its product as uncharacterized. NCBI's taxonomy places the organism in Eukaryota, Fungi, Ascomycota, Sordariomycetes, Glomerellales, Glomerellaceae. Gene Ontology annotation, molecular function: RNA binding. The coding region runs from base 1 to 1365 and encodes 454 amino acids. The transcript is spliced from 2 exons. The record is from RefSeq and is a predicted model, not a curated record.